Messenger RNA from Rosa chinensis, 2542 nucleotides. Its product is annotated as GEM-like protein 5. NCBI's taxonomy places the organism in Eukaryota, Viridiplantae, Streptophyta, Magnoliopsida, Rosales, Rosaceae. The record is from RefSeq and is a predicted model, not a curated record. Bases 197 to 838 code for a protein of 213 amino acids. The transcript is spliced from 4 exons.
CAUUGAAAACAAACCUCUCUCCUCUCAGACGCCCAACAAGAACCUCCAGCUAUCUCUCUUGCAAAAUCUCCCUCUUGAUGUCGAAGCAAAAGCCUAUCCUCCCGCAAUUGCAGUGGGUAAAUUUCUCUGUCAUCUGCAUACCAAAUUUGGGUAUCGGAUUUCACUUUUUAGGGUUUCUAUUAGAUUGGAGAUUAACAUGCAUCGCUUCAGAUAUGGAGAACCUGAUCUCGCUGCCUCUCUUCUCUAUGCUCUUUUACUUCGAAAACCUAGACCAGAUCACCCCACCAUGAAACCCAAAAUGAAAACCUUCACCACGGUUCUCUGUCUUCCUCGUCGCCUUCUAUACCAUUCUCUCACUCCCCUUCCUGUCACCACGAACCCUUAUCUAAAACCAUAUACCCAAACGCCACUUUGUCAUCUUAUUCUUGCUGCUCUGAAAAGGAGUUUGGCUUUUGAUACAGUUGGUUUAUUGUGUGUGCAUUUAUUCGCUUGCUAUCUUUCGACUUCCACCGGACCUGUGGCUGGGACUCUGUAUCUGUCGACGGCAAGAAUCGGUUUUUGUAGCGACCGACCGUUGACUUUUACUGCUCCGUCUGGACAAUCAACUUGGAGCUACUACAAGGUGAUGAUACCUAUGAUGAAUGUAGGGACAAUGAAUCCUGUGGUGAUUACAGAGAUCCCGACGCUGGAGAAGUACCUUCAGAUUGUCACCACCGAUGGACAUGAUUUCUGGUUUAUGGGGUUUGUUAACUUUGAGAAAGCUUCGCAUCAUGUACUAGACAGUGUGUCGAAUUUCAGAGCAGUUGGGACCAAUGAAGUGCAACCUGUUCUUGCUUAGAAGAUGAGGUUUCAUUUUGAAUCGUCCUAUCUUGGUUUCAAGAACAACCAAAACCACUCAUCAUAGAAAUUCAAGAACUGAUGCAUCUAUUUAAAAGCAGCACGUGUGCACCAGGAAGCAGCAGCAAAGUGCAGCCAAACCGCAAAAAAUGUAGACAAGAGAGGCAGGGGAUCAGCAAGUAGUGAAGAAGAACGAAUUAAGGAGAAGCCACAAGUUGAUUGCCUCAUAGAAAAAGUUGAUUGUCUCAUAGAAAUGAUAGAGUACUGGUUCACAUGAAUUAACCAGUUAGUAGGUUCAUUUGGCAUAUUUCACUUUUUAAAGCUCAUCUAACCACAUUAUUGUUAUUAUAGUAUUUUUUUACUUUUGUUCAUUAAUUGGUCUUGAUCUUGCAGGUGUGAAAAGAUUUACUUGUCUUUGCUACUGAUUUUGGCUUGGAAAUCACUUGCUAUAAGGGUAUUAUAUAUAAAAGGUACUACACUGGACAUGACCUUUUUCUUGAAUAAACUAUGAGGACAUUAAAUUCUCAGUUGAAUUCUCAACAUGUUUAGUGCCUCUGACUAUCUAUCUCGUGUGACUUCUCAAUGCAUGGGGUAUGAUCACAAAUGCUUUGAGUCACAUUUGAUGACCUAUGAAACAUGAAGUACUUUUCUCUUCCUCUCUCAGUCAAGCUUGGGGAGCAGCUUAAGUUUCUUCCUAAUCAAAUGAAAGGUAAAGUAUUUUAUCUAUACAAUUACAACCAUGUGAUAAUCCUCAUCUUUUGUCUAUUUUGCUGGCAAGUUGACAUAUAUAUGUUUGUUAGGUAUGUUCUUGUUUUCAGUUUUUUUCUUCUUUUUGUCUUUUUUCGUUUCACUAUUAUUGAUUCUCUUUAUCAUGGCUGAAUUUUGCUUCCAUUCUAACGACAAGGUUCUCUAUAUUUGAUUUAUGCUUUCAGAUAUGUCCUCUAUAUUUGUGUAAAGGUGAGUUUGUUGUUUUGGCUAAUUGGUUGUUUUAUUAAGAAUAAAUUUUGAACCGAAAGCAAACUAUAAUUUUUGUGCAGUUGAUCAUCGCUCCCAUCUUAUAUUGUAUAUUCUCUUGUAAAAAAACACAGAACUCCUCUAUAUACCAUGGUGCCAAACUAUUAUUUGGAAGACACUAUGGUUACCACAAACUUUAGACUGGGAGUUCUUUUGGAUUUAGUUUGGCUUUCAGUCGGUGCUCUAUUUUGGCUUUGCUUAUGUGUUUGGAUUGCUGGUGCAUUAUGUCAAACAUCCUACAUAACAGCGGCUAGAUUGCAAAUUUUAUUCAUGGAAGGCCAGAUAUCCUAAUAAAGCCUCACCCCUGCAGUUGGUAAAUUAUUUGCUUCAGAUAUCCCAAUAAAGCCUCUUACUGCAGUUGGUAAUUUUUGUUUAUCCGAUGGGUUCAGCAAUUUCUAACUAACGUUUGGUUUACUAGCUAGAUAAGUACCUAAUAGUUUGAAACUUUAUAUGAGCAGGUGGAGGGGGUGAAUGGUUUGGUUUCAGAACUUCUUGUUGUAGCAGCGCAGAAGAAAGCCAUGCUUGAUGAAUGUGAAGCACUGCUGGCUUCAGCAGCAGCUAUGCAUUGUUUCAAAUUUUGUUUGGUCUUUUGCUUACUAGAAUUUAGGGACAGGGGUUUAAUUGAUUGAUGUAAUGAAUUCUGCUAAUACAUUUCCAACUUUUACUUUGUAAAUGAGAUUCAUUAUAGUGA